Penicillium subrubescens is the source of this 720-nucleotide messenger RNA. RefSeq names its product fungal specific transcription factor domain-containing protein. Gene Ontology annotation, biological process: DNA-templated transcription. Gene Ontology annotation, molecular function: zinc ion binding; DNA binding. The transcript has 3 exons. Lineage: Eukaryota; Fungi; Ascomycota; Eurotiomycetes; Eurotiales; Aspergillaceae. The record is from RefSeq and is a predicted model, not a curated record. The coding region runs from base 1 to 720 and encodes 239 amino acids.
AUGCAGAGAUAUCGAGAUGUCAACAAUCCCCCUUCACUACUACUGCAACAAGCAAUUUUCCUCGUGGCUGCAAGAUUUUGUGCCAAGGAUCACAUGGAAGGCAGCAGCAACUCAAUAUCCCCUCCUAAGCAGUUUUACGAUCGGGCAAAAGCUCUCUAUGAUGCGAGUUUCGAACAGGAUCAGACAACUGUUGUUCAGGCAUUGGUGUUAAUGGGCCAGUACUGGGAAGGAUCGGAAGGGGAGAAGGACAUGCUUUACUGGAAUAAAUUGAGCAUUGUUGUCGCACAUUCAUGUGGGAUGCAUAGAAGUGUUGAAAACUCCGACAUGGGCGUAUCAGAGCGGCGGCUACGGAAACGCAUAUGGUGGACACUCUUCACUAGAGACCGAUCGCUGGCUGCUGCAUUUGGCCAUCCCGUAAACAUUAAUUUCGAAGAUGCUGAUGUGGAGGAUUUGAAUGAAAGUGACCUGAUUGAGGAUGAAGAUGAAUCCUUCCAGGGGCAUGAUCCCCAGUUCUUCGUAAAAUACGUGGAGCUGUCCAAGAUUAUGCAAAAGAUUACUUCGAUGCAGCGGUCACCUGUGGAUACACUGGACAUACAGGCUGCCAGAAUCGCACAAUGUGAAAUUGAGUUACAUGAAUGGCUAGUGAAUUGUCCUAAGUCCCUUAUCUGGGAUGGGCAAACCCACGCUAUCUGGUCUGCGAUAUUGACUUCCUGCUACUAG